Molecule: messenger RNA, 1863 nt
Organism: Striga hermonthica
Lineage: Eukaryota; Viridiplantae; Streptophyta; Magnoliopsida; Lamiales; Orobanchaceae
Source: the annotation of a GenBank genome assembly
AUGCCCCCGUCACCCGCCCCCAUCACCCGUCGCGGGUCCAAAUUUCCCCCAGACCCGGCACCCGUGUGGGUGACGGUAUGUUUGGAUGGAACAUUACCGGGCUAUCACUUUCAUCGCGGGUUCGGGACAGGCGCUAACAGUUGGCUCAUCCAGUUAGAGGGUGGAGGAUGGUGCAACAGUCUCAGGUCAUGUAUUUACCGUAAAACGACACGUCGUGGCUCGUCAACACACUUUGAGAAAAUAAUUCCAUUCACAGGGUUACUUAGCAACAAGGCUGAAGAGAAUCCAGCAGAUUUUUUCAACUGGAAUAGAGUAAAGGUUCGCUACUGUGAUGGUGCUUCCUUUGCUGGGGAUGGCGACAACGAGGUCCGUUUGCAUUUUAGAGGACACCGCAUAUUUCGAGCUGCAAUGGAUGAACUGAUGUCAAAAGGAAUGCGCUAUGCCGACCAAGCACUUCUUUCCGGUUGCUCGGCUGGUGGCCUAGCUUCUAUUUUGCACUGUGACGAAUUUCGAGGAUUAUUUCCCGCGACUACAAAAGUGAAGUGCCUGAGCGAUGCUGGAUUAUUUCUUGACGCUGUUGAUGUAUCUGGUGGACACUCUCUGAGGACCUUCUUUAAUGGUGUAGUUACUUUACAGAAUGUUCAGAAGACCCUGCCGAGCUUUUGUACCAACAAACUCUACCCAACCUCUUGUUUCUUCCCUCAGAACUUAAUUGCCAACAUCAAGACCCCUUUGUUCAUCUUGAAUGCUGCCUAUGAUUCGUGGCAGGUGCAAGAAAGCAUAGCUCCUCCAUUGGCUGACCCAAAGGGCGAGUGGCGUGCUUGCAAAUUGAACAAUGCGCACUGUUCUCCAUCACAGAUCCAAUUCCUUCAAGGUUUUAGGUAUCACAUGUUGAACGCAGUUAAGGGCUUUGCCUACUCCAAACAAAACGGGUUAUUUUUAAAUUCUUGCUUUGCUCAUUGCCAAUCCGAGAGACAGGACACAUGGUUUGCCGACAAUUCUCCUGUUAUUAACAACAAGCCGAUUGCGAUUGCGGUUGGGGAUUGGUAUUUCGAUCGAGCAAGCGUCAAGGCAAUCGACUGUGCGUAUCCGUGUGACAACACAUGCCACAAUCUGGUGUUCAAAUUUGUGCACAGAAAUCCUCUCCGCCCACAAUUGGGACCUCGAACUGGCUACCGCCACCGAAACGGAACCUCCUCUUCUUCACCCUCGUCAGCUACCGCCACCGCCGCAGCUGCUCCUUCUCGGACGAAUCAGGAGCCGGAAGACGUUGGCCUUGUCUUGGCCCCUAACGGCAUCAACAAUCAGCCCCCGGGUCUCGCUUGGGAAAUCAUCACCCUCCCUUUCUCCAUCGUCUCCGCUAGCCUAGGGUUGACUUCCGGCGCAAUUGGGUUGGGCGUGUGGGCCGCGAGCGGCGUCCUGUCAUAUUCUCUGGGCAUGGUUGGGCUGAAUGGCUCUUCACGGGUCGGGACGAGCCCUCUGGUGCAGGUGUCCCAGUCGGCCUCCGAGGCAAUGGAUUUUGUGUCGGGUUUCGAGAGGGAUUAUGGAAGGAUGAUGCCUAAUUUCGUGGCCGAGGGUUUCAUGGACGCAUUGCAGAGGUCCCGGCACGAGUACAAGCUGCUUUUUGUGUACUUGCACUCGCCCGAGCAUCCGGAUACCCCACUCUUUUGCCAGGGGACUCUUUGCAAUGAGAUGCUGACAGCGUUCUUGAAUGAGAAUUUCGUGGCGUGGGGAGGGAGUGUGAAGGCUAUUGAAGGGUUCAAGAUGAGUAAUAGUCUGAAAGCUUCCAGGUUCCCAUUCUGCGCUGUUGUUAUGGCACCAACCAACCAGAGGAUCGCAUUGCUGCAGCAGGUGAAAUGCUAA